CCUCCUCCGGCGGCAGCGUCCGUCACGUUCUGCCUGGUCCCCGCGCGGUGCAUUGUGGGUGCUUGGCGGAAUGAUGGUGGUGGCGUAGGGCCUGGCUAAGGCGAGGUGGAAGAAGGUCGUUGUUAGUUAAAAUGACGACAGCAGCAAGGCCAACAUUUGAACCUGCAAGAGGAGGAAGAGGAAAAGGUGAAGGAGACUUAAGUCAGCUAUCCAAACAGUAUUCCAGCAGAGACCUUCCUUCUCAUACUAAAAUCAAAUACAGACAGGCCACUCAGGAUGCUCCUGAGGAGGUGCGUAACCGGGAUUUCAGAAGGGAGCUGGAGGAGAGAGAACGCGUUGCUGCAAGAGAGAAGAACAGAGACAGGCAAACGAGAGAACACACAACAUCAUCAUCUUCUGUGUCUAAGAAGCCUCGGCUAGACCAGAUUCCAGCAGCAAAUCUUGAUGCAGAUGAUCCCCUUACUGAUGAAGAUGAUGAAGAUGAGGAGUUGGAAGACAGCGAUGAUGAUGACACUGCAGCUCUUCUGGCUGAACUGGAAAAAAUCAAGAAAGAACGAGCUGAGGAACAGGCUCGAAAGGAACAAGAGCAAAAGGCUGAAGAAGAAAGAAUUCGGAUGGAGAACAUCCUGAGUGGUAACCCCCUGUUGAACCUUACUGGCCCAGCACAGCCUCAAGCAAACUUCAAAGUGAAGAGGAGAUGGGAUGACGAUGUUGUCUUCAAGAAUUGUGCCAAGGGUUUGGAUGAAUCCAAAAAGGACAAAAGAUUUGUGAAUGAUACUCUGCGAUCAGAAUUCCACAAAAAAUUCAUGGAAAAAUAUAUCAAGUAGUACAGUUCUAUGUGCAGUGGUGCUGAAGGACUCGGAAGGUCGUGGGUGUACCUUCCCUUUUCCUCAGAAUGCAAGGCCGAAUACUUGGUCAUGAAUUCCCAUAUGCUUUUCCAAGAUCAUCAUCAGCUUCAUAAUUAAUAAUUGCUGUGUAUUGAGUUUUUAUUCCUGCAGUAUGUCUUCCUUUUCAGUUCUAAUUAAAUCAGUUUGUGUUUCAUUAAUGUUUUUCUGUUCACAUGCUUUUUACUGUCACAUUACUUUUUGCUAGCUGCCAGAUCAGUGGUAGAGAAAAGCUGGUUUGAAGUACUGUCAAUUGCUUAAAUUGCUUUCCAAAGGAACCUGUAUUUAUAGUGAUGCUGGUUUGUAAUUUAUGCUACUUAUGUAAACAUCAGUAAUAUCAAAGAUGGGGAGUGGCUGAGUGUGAUAAGCAGUGUGAACUGAAGAGAGCUAUACUUCCUGCAGCAAACUGGACUUCCUCUGAAUAGCUUCUUAGAAAGUUAGUUAAUAAUCUUCCUUUUUAGUUACUUUUACUCUCAACCAAGUUCCAGUUUGGGGAUAGCUCCAGGUUCUUAGCAGUCCUGCUUUCUGGACUUUCCUGGCUCAGCACUUGUGGAGCAGCACCAGGUAAUGUUUGGGGGAGGCUUGAGCAGGGGAUGCUCUGUGGAACCAUUGCAGUUUUCCUCCUUAACUGACCCCUGCAGUGCUGGGUCCCUCAACCACAGCCAUGUGGCUGCAUGGUUCAGUGUGGUUCAUUACUAAGUGUUGUCAGAAAGUUGCGAAUGCUUUUAUUAAAGGAGUGAUCUCCUCAAGAUACCCAAGUAGACUUUGUUUGUUUCUUUAAUGUCAAUUUUAACACUUACUAAGACAGUAUAAAAUAUGAAUGAAAAAUA
Molecule: messenger RNA, 1714 nt
Organism: Pezoporus occidentalis (night parrot)
Lineage: Eukaryota; Metazoa; Chordata; Aves; Psittaciformes; Psittacidae
Gene: CWC15
Product: CWC15 spliceosome associated protein homolog
Exons: 7
Coding region: 132-827 (231 amino acids)
Biological process (GO): mRNA cis splicing, via spliceosome
Cellular component (GO): catalytic step 2 spliceosome
Molecular function (GO): RNA binding
Source: RefSeq, a predicted model, not a curated record